UUCUCAAAUCAUUCAUCAGCAUUGCAGUGUUUUUCUCUAUACAUCUUUAGAGAAACUACUGCAUUCCUUUUGAAUCACCUUCUAACGAAACAAAGAGAAGACAUGGCACGUCAACUGAUUGUUCUCGCCCUUGUGUUCGUGGCUGUUGCUGGGGCAUUCGCCGCCGAUCAGUCACCUGCGUCAUCCCCAUCAUCUGCUCCCAAGGCUUCACCUUCAAAGUCGUCAUCUUCUACACCUGCUGCUUCUCCCAAGUCGUCAUCCUCCUCCCCAUCUCCUUCCCCCAAGAAGUCUAGCAGCCCCGCCGCAUCACCAAAAUCCGCUCACGCCCCCGCCCAAGCCCCCAACACUCCUGCUGCUUCCCCCAAGAGCUCCACCCCAAGCCAGAGCCCCAGCGAGGACCCUUCCGCUGAGGCCCCCGAGCUCGCAUCCCCUCCUGCCCCAACCGACGAGGCCCCUGCUUCUGGCCCUUCUGCUGACGGCCCUACAGCUGAUGGCACUCCCGCACCAGCACCAGGCAACUCUGGUGCCGCUGCUCUCAAAGCCACUGGCAUCCUUGGUGUUGCAGCUCUUGCCGGGUUCUUCUUCUGAGCUUGACAUGGCACAUGCACGGAGGGUUUUGAGGAUGCUUUUCUAAUUUUGUAUGUUAUCAAGUAAAACAGUUUUAUUUGUUUGUGAAAUCAGUUCUUAGAGUCCUCAGAUGAAGGCUCUGAUUCUUAAUAUAUUUUGUUUGUGAACUAUA
This is a messenger RNA of Theobroma cacao (cacao), 739 nucleotides long. It is a transcript of the gene AGP11, whose product is annotated as arabinogalactan protein 11. Lineage: Eukaryota; Viridiplantae; Streptophyta; Magnoliopsida; Malvales; Malvaceae. The record is from RefSeq and is a predicted model, not a curated record.